AUGGCGUGGCGGCGGCUGCUGCUCCUUGUCGUCGUCGUUAUCGUCGCGCUCUUGGUGUUCAUGUCUGCCGGCGGGGCGGCCACCACGACCGUAGACGUCAAGCACUACGGGGCCAAGGGAAACGGCGUCGACGACGACACCAAGCCUCUGAUGACGGCGUGGAAGGCGGCGUGCGGGUCCGCCGGCGCGGUGACGAUGCUGCUGUCGCCGGGGACGUACUACAUCGGCCCCGUGCAGUUCCACGGCCCCUGCAACGCCUCCACCUUGACCUUCCAGCUGCAGGGGACACUCAAGGCUGACACGGACCUGAGUCGGUUCCGCAACGACUGGAUCGAGUUCGGCUGGGUCACCGGGCUCACCGUCGCCGGCGGCGUCAUCGACGGCCAGGGCGCCGCGUCCUGGCCCUUCAACCAGUGCCCUUUCCGCAAGGACUGCAAAGUCCUGCCCACCGUAAGAUUAUUCAUGGGCCUUUCUAGCUCCUCCUCCUCCUUCUUCUUCUCCGUCUCCGGUAGAUGCAUGGGCCUCUGA
This is a messenger RNA of Sorghum bicolor (sorghum), 528 nucleotides long. Its product is annotated as exopolygalacturonase. Gene Ontology annotation, molecular function: polygalacturonase activity. The coding region runs from base 1 to 528 and encodes 175 amino acids. The record is from RefSeq and is a predicted model, not a curated record. NCBI's taxonomy places the organism in Eukaryota, Viridiplantae, Streptophyta, Magnoliopsida, Poales, Poaceae. Gene Ontology annotation, biological process: carbohydrate metabolic process. The transcript has 3 exons.